Messenger RNA from Diaporthe amygdali, 1854 nucleotides. RefSeq lists its product as uncharacterized. NCBI's taxonomy places the organism in Eukaryota, Fungi, Ascomycota, Sordariomycetes, Diaporthales, Diaporthaceae. The coding region runs from base 1 to 1854 and encodes 617 amino acids. The transcript is spliced from 3 exons. The record is from RefSeq and is a predicted model, not a curated record.
AUGGGAGACGAACCUUACCGUGCGCUGGCCUCGAGGGCUGACAGCCCCAACCACCAAAUGACAAUUGAGCAGCUCAUGGACACACGACUUUGUGUCAGUUCCCUCACAACAGAGCAGUGCCACGAGUUCCUGUCAAGGUUGGACCCUAAGCAGGUGAAGAACGCCGUUUUUGAUCGGGCCCUGUGCUUUCCGUUUGAUCCGUGGACCGAGGAAAUUCGGGCGUCCUACGGCAAGCAAGUCCAGGCUGCAGUCAAGAGCAUCACUUCCUUCGACAACGUUACCCAGAAUGUUUACCACGAAUUUGCCUCCUGGCGGGACGUUUUCGUUUUCGAGGAGGUUGACUUUGGCAACAUGGAGGCGCACGUGAAGGGCUUUCUCCUACCUUCUAUAGACAACGUCGGCGUCUACUCAACCUUUUCCGACUACACUCUCACCAAGACUAACGGCCUUAACGCCCUUCUUAAGAUUGGUCAGCUCAUCCUCGAGAUACCCAUCCUGACUUCCAAACGGGGCGUUGGACUGUUUGUUUAUGACCCUCUCAGUCGCUCUGUUGCCAACAUCCUUUCAGGUGUAACCAACGACCUCAACCGCCGACAGAUUCUCGACGCCGAACUCGAGGGCCGAUUUCUGGAGCUCGCGAAGCGUUCCGACGCGGUCGGUCUUUUUCCCGGUCUCGUCAAUGCGCUUAUCCCAGGCGCUGAAGUUCACCCAUACAACGUGCCCUACGGACGGCAGCUGAACAUGAAGAACAAGCGAGCCUUGAGUGAGCAGCUUGCCCCUGCGGCUAAGAGGAGCAAGGUAAUCGGCGGUAAUCAGUACACGGGUGAGCUAGGUGAUGGUCCGCAGGGAGCUCUCACACCUGGAUAUCCGGGGGCGCUCAGCACGGAGCCGCUGGUCGUCAUCGAGGGACGGAGAAUCGAGCCACGCGCGCCGCAGAACCCGUUCUCGAGGCCAUAUGACGCGGGACCCAUCGCUCCGCUUUUCGUCCAGUCUGCACAGGCGACAGCUAACCGCACCGUCAAGAGCAGUGAACAGCCCAUUAAGGCAGAGCGGGCUGAGGUGAGCGACCAGGAUCAGCAGCAGGGCCAGGGACAGUUCUCAGAGCUACAGAACAUCGCAAAUGGAGCCACGCAGUACCAGUCAGAGCCUCGGGAGGUCCAGAAGGCGACUCAGCAAGGACAGGAAGAGGCUGAUCAGGCCGGGAGCUCUUGCGAGGCCAACACCGGCUUGGAGGGCCAACAGGCUGUCACCGUCGACCAAGGCGAGGGAGUCCAGCAAUCCGAGCAGAAUGACCCCCAGAACAACAAUCAGAACACACCAACCACAUACGACGACAUGCUGCGGCAGAUCGAGGCCGCAAUGUUCAAGGACCACAUCCAUGAGCCGCCCAGCGUGCAGCUGACGCAGGCGCCCGCGCUGAAGCAGCGGAUCGAGAACACUUGCAAUGCGAUCCGGCAACACUUUAAGAGGGUCGCGGACGCGUGCAAGACGAGCGGUGACCACGCGAAAUUCCUGGGCAGCCUGAACGAUACUGCGUUCGCGCUGCUGUGGGUGAUUGAGAGCUGCGCACUCAACGUCGCCGGCACGCCGCUCUCGGCCGAGGUCUCGCGUACCCUUUCGCGGAACACCAUGGUUGGCGACCUGUGGGGCUGUAUUCGGCUGGCUGAGCCUACUGACCAGAAGGAUCUUCUCGAUGUCAAGGACCACGUGGGCGCCGAGACAUUCGGUGAGAAGCUGGAGCGGAUCAUCGGCAGAAUGAAUGAGACUGGCGUUGAGGGGUAUGGUGAUCUGCGGGUCAUCCUGGACACUAUGCGUGGUGCCGUCUCUGUGCCCGUCCAGGACCCUGCUACUUGA